GUUGUUGCCGCCGCUGCUUUCGGAGGAUCAAGCACAGCAUAGAGAUUCAACUGAACAAUCUGACUUUGCAGUAUAUAUGAUGGAUAGGCAUUGCCUGAGUUGUUUCUUAAUGCUUAUAUAAGAUUAAAGGUAAGGCAUGAUCCAGCAGGAGAGGCAUUACAGGUCCCAUCGACUAAGGAAUGUCAUCUGAUGGGACCCAGGAAAGGAGCCUUUUCUGCCAUGGCGGCUGCCCUUUGGAACAUCAUUUUCCCCCAGUACUUAGAUUGGCACCUUCCCUUCUGGCAUUUAGGAAGGGUUUGAAGACUUGGCUGUGCCAUCAUGCCUGGUGGUCCAGCAAUAGUGGUUCAAACAAGAUUCUGGGUGACAUUCCUCACAAAUGGAGAACUAUUUCCAGACAGAGGCUUAUAACCUUGAUAAGGUUUUAGAUGAAUUUGAACAAAAUGAAGAUGAAGCUAUUUCACCUACAUUGUUGGAAGCAAAGUGGAGUCAGAUCCUAGAUCCUCCUCCUCAUCGACUGACUUUAAACCCAACUCUAGCCAGUGUAAAUGAAUCAACCAUUUCUAAGUGUCCAGAGAAAUUGAAAUCCUUUUCCCUGUCACAUAUAGCCACUACAUCUAUAGGAGGAGGGGAUUACUGUUUUAAUGGCAAAAAUCCUAAUAUGAGCCAAGAAAACACAAACAUGUGGAUUGAUGACCAGGCAACAACAGAUGAUCAGUUGGUUAUGAGAAACAGUAAUCCAAAUAUUCAGUGUAACUCUGUUGAUGACGAAGGGAAAAAACGUGGCAGUAUAGACUGUUUACCAGAAGAAAAAAACGUUCUAGUUGUAGCAGUCAUGCAUAACUGUGACAAAAAAACAUUACAAAAUGAGUUGCUGGAUUGUAAAAGUUAUAGCAGCCCCCCUUUAAUGGAUACUGUUAGCUUUACACUGGAUAAUGAAGUCCAACAAACCAAUCAUCUUCAUAUUACUGUAAAUGGGUCUGUUGAAAAAGAUACAGAUACUGAAAAAGAACCAGUACUAACAACAAGUCUGAAUGCAGGUGAAGAUUCUAUUAACCAUGAUAUCGCUGCUGCUACUGCUUCAGAUUGCUCAUCCAGUGACUCUUCUUUGUUAAAGGAGAUUGAUAAUGCAAAUAAAGAUACUCACUUCUCACAAACUACUGCAUCAGGGAUUAGAAUUCCCUUUCAGAGGUCAUUUGACCCAAGCAUUAAAGUGCAAGAACAAUAUGCAUCAGUUGAAGAUUUAGAUACUGAUGUAGUUGCUCAGAAAACAGAACUGGAAAUCAAAAGUUCUUCACCUAAUACACACAAUGAUAGCUUUUCCAUAAAGACUUCCAUAACAGAGCAGAUGGCCUCAAAAGUUCAGUCAGGGAUAGCUGAGUUCUCUACAACAUGUAAGUUGAAUGUAUUGGGAAGUGGCAAUGAUUGUGAAUCUUCUGAUGGAUAUUUGACCUCUCAAGAUGUUACUGCUGUUGAAAAUGAAGCUGGCAAAUAUGAUAAAAAACUCAACACAAGUAACUUAUUCAGCACUGCUGCUCAUUCAUCAGAUUGUCAAGAGAUGACAAAUGAAGAACUGACUCAACAAAAUGAAAUGGGAAAACAAAUAGACACAGAAAAUGAAGUACAGCAGCAAAGAUAUAGUAUCAGUGCAGGUAACAGUGAUGGCAUGUUAGAAAUAGAUACUGAUUUAAAAGGGUCCUCUAUAAAUGAGCUUGAAAAUUCCAGUCCAAUUGAUGUCACGGGGACAUCAUUGUCAAGUGGGCUGCCCAAUUAUUGUGAUUCCUAUGGAAUACAGAACUCAGUUAUUGCUCAUAUUCCAAAGACUUUGCCCUCCAAGGAAGACUCUGUAACGGAGGAAAAGGAGAUAGAAGAGAGCAAAUCAGAAUGCUAUAGUAAUGUUUAUGAACAAAGGGGAAAUGAAGCCACAGAAAGAAGUGGACCCACUUCGAACUGCUCUGGUGACCAAAUGAGAAAAAAAUGUUUGCAUAAUCUCUGCAGUCAGAUUCCAUCUGAAUCAACCGAAGCAUCAGUAAAAUCAGCAGCUCAUUUACAAUCUCUCAGUGUUCCCUUUGGUGGUGCCCGACCAAAACAGCCUACAAAUCUUACACUACAAAUUCCAAAGCCAUUAUUGGAUCAUUUACAAAAUGACUUGGUUCCUCCAAACUGUGGUGGGAAUAGUAAAAAUAAAAAUGAUAUAAGUGAAAAAAUAAAAAUAAGCGAAAAUGUAGCAACAAAUAUAUAUGCUGAUGAAACAGUGCAGAAUGCUCUGGUCACAGAUGCAAGUGGUGAGCAUGCAGAUGACUAUGAUUCUGUGGUUUCCAAUAGUUUGUGCCUUGCAACAGCCUCCGAUAGCCCUGACAAUGAUCUUGGAGCUGGCCAGUUGGGUGUUCAUACAAGAAAGCCAUUUACUACUUUGGGUGAAGUCGCUCCAGUUUGGGUCCCAGAUUCUCAAGCACCAAACUGUAUGAAAUGUGAGGCCAGAUUUACAUUCACUAAAAGAAGGCACCAUUGCAGAGCCUGUGGAAAGGUUUUCUGUGCAGCGUGCUGUAAUCUGAAAUGCAAAUUGCUGUAUAUGGAUAGAAAGGAAGCCAGAGUAUGUGUAAUUUGCCAUUCGGUACUUAUGAAUGCUCAAAGCCUGGAGAAUAUGCUGAGUGCCCCUAGUCCGAGCCCCAAUCCUAACAAUCCUGCUGAAUACUGUUCUACCAUUCCUCCCUUGCAGCAAGUCCAGGCUUCUGGAGUGCUGAACUCUCCACCACCUACUGUUAUGGUCCCAGUGGGAGUCUUAAAGCAUCCAGGUACUGAAGUGACUCAGCCUAGAGAACAAAGACGUGUUUGGUUUGCUGAUGGGAUCUUACCCAAUGGCGAAGUUGCUGAUGCAGCCAAAUUAACAGUGUCUGGAACAAGUUCCACUGGAGCACUUGCAGUAUCACAUGACCCAAGCAAGCCCAUAAGCAACAACACUUUGCCAGAAGAGACUGAAAACACACUUGCAUUUUCAAGAAAUAUAACUCAGGUUGGAAGUCCCGUUGGCAGUGCAAUGAAUCUUAUUCCAGAAGACGGGCUUCCUCCAAUUCUCAUCUCUACUGGGGUAAAAGGAGAUUAUACUGUAGAAGAAAAACCAUCUCACAUAUCAGUGAUGCAACAGCUGGAAGAUGGUGGCCCUGAUCCUCUUGUAUUUGUUUUAAAUGCAAAUUUAUUGUCUAUGGUUAAAAUUGUAAAUUAUGUGAACAGGAAAUGCUGGUGCUUUACUACAAAGGGAAUGCAUGCAGUAGGCCAAUCAGAAAUAGUAAUUCUUCUCCAAUGUUUACCUGAUGAAAAAUGCUUACCCAAGGAUAUUUUUAACCACUUUGUGCAACUUUAUCAAGAUGCCUUGGCAGGUAAUGUUGUGAGCAACCUAGGACACUCAUUUUUCAGUCAGAAUUUCCUUAGUAGCAAGGAGCAUGGUGGCUUUCUAUAUGUUACGCCUGCGUAUCAGUCACUGCAGGACUUGGUGCUUCCCACCCCACCAUAUUUAUUUGGGAUUCUUAUUCAGAAAUGGGAGACUCCUUGGGCUAAAGUUUUUCCAAUCCGACUGAUGCUAAGACUCGGAGCUGAAUACAGAUUGUAUCCAUGUCCACUUUUCAGUGUCAGAUUUCGUAAGCCAUUGUUUGGUGAGACUGGUCACACAAUUAUGAAUCUUCUUGCAGACUUCAGGAAUUACCAGUAUACAUUACCAGUUGUCCAAGGCUUAGUGGUUGAUAUGGAAGUGAGAAAAACAAGCAUAAAAAUUCCCAGUAACAGAUAUAAUGAGAUGAUGAAAGCCAUGAACAAAUCCAAUGAGCAUGUUUUAGCAGGUGGUGCAUGCUUCAAUGAAAGAGCAGACUCCCAUCUGGUUUGUGUGCAGAAUGAUGAUGGCAACUAUCAGACUCAGGCCAUCAGUAUUCAUAAUCAACCAAGGAAGGUGACUGGAGCCAGCUUCUUUGUAUUUAGUGGAGCUUUAAAAUCAUCUUCAGGCUAUCUUGCAAAGUCCAGUAUUGUAGAAGAUGGUGUGAUGGUACAGAUAACAGCUGAAAAUAUGGACUCCCUGAGGCAAGCUCUGAGGGAGAUGAAAGACUUCACAAUUUCUUGUGGAAAAGUGGAUGCUGAAGAACCUCAAGAACAUGUGCAUAUUCAGUGGGUGGAUGAUGAUAAAAACUUCAACAAAGGUGUUGUAAGUCCUAUUGAUGGGAAAUCUAUGGAGUUUAUAAUAAGUGUGAAGAUAUUCCAUGGUUCAGAAUAUAAAGCAAAUGGGAAGGUCAUUAGGUGGACAGAGGUUUUCUUUUUGGAAAAUGAUGACCAACAUAAUGGUCUGAGUGACCCAGCAGAUCAUAGCAGACUGACUGAGAAUGUGGCUAAGGCUUUCUGCCUGGCCUUAUGUCCACACCUGAAGCUGUUGAAGGAAGAUGGAAUGACCAAGCUGGGUCUACGAGUUACACUUGACACUGAUCAAGUAGGCUACCAGGCUGGGAGCAAUGGCCAGCCACUGCCUGUUCAGUACAUGAAUGAUCUGGACAGUGCCUUAGUUCCAGUGAUUCAUGGAGGGGCAUGCCAGCUGAGCGAGGGCCCAGUCAUAAUGGAGCUUAUUUUUUAUAUCCUGGAAAACAUCUCAUAAGAGGA
Molecule: messenger RNA, 4632 nt
Organism: Protobothrops mucrosquamatus (brown spotted pit viper)
Lineage: Eukaryota; Metazoa; Chordata; Lepidosauria; Squamata; Viperidae
Gene: ZFYVE9
Product: zinc finger FYVE-type containing 9
Exons: 20
Coding region: 377-4627 (1416 amino acids)
Biological process (GO): endosomal transport
Cellular component (GO): early endosome membrane
Molecular function (GO): metal ion binding
Source: RefSeq, a predicted model, not a curated record